Molecule: messenger RNA, 558 nt
Organism: Fraxinus pennsylvanica
Lineage: Eukaryota; Viridiplantae; Streptophyta; Magnoliopsida; Lamiales; Oleaceae
Source: the annotation of a GenBank genome assembly
AUGGAAUUUUUUGAUAGAAAUAAGGUAAGGAAAUACAGAAAAUCAGACCUUCCGCGAUUCCGGUGGACGCCUGAGCUUCAUCGCCACUUUGUUGAAGCUGUUCAAUAUCUUGGUGGAAAAGACAUAGCAACUCCAAAACGAAUUUUGCAAAUGAUGCCUGUCAAAGGACUGAAGAUCUCCCACAUCAAGAGCCAUCUCCAGAUGUACAGAAGAAUGAAUGGAGCCACCUCUUUGAACAUAGUUAUAACUAUGGAGAACUACCAUAAAGAGAACACAACUUGGUUCCCACUACGACAAAUUUCCAAAGAAUUAAGAGAACGGCCACCUAACAAAAAGGUGCAAAUACUUGCCAAUCAAGACAAAGAUGAUUCAUUUCACCUUGAUUACGAGGAUACAAUUAAAGGAAGCUCAACUGGAGACAUGACAAAGGAAGAUGAUCAUUUAAUCUCUGAAUUUACUGCCUCAAGUAAUAAUAGUUUAGACCUCCCCAUUUCCCACUCUAGAAGCCACACUCAUAUUAACCUAGACUUGACUAUCUCAUCAAGUUCUUUUAGUUAA